Musa acuminata subsp. malaccensis (wild Malaysian banana) is the source of this 3875-nucleotide messenger RNA. NCBI's taxonomy places the organism in Eukaryota, Viridiplantae, Streptophyta, Magnoliopsida, Zingiberales, Musaceae. The record is from RefSeq and is a predicted model, not a curated record.
AUUAGUUCAGUAUUUUUGUUUUUUUGGUGUUAUAAUUGUUUAACUAAUCCAAUUGUGCUCCUGUGAUAACCUAUAUUUCUUGAACUUUAAUAAACUUUUCUACCCAAGGGAUGAUCUACGAAAAUCCUUGAUGAAUGUGUAAUUGAAAGUAACAUUAGUUUCUCAAGGGAAAGAUAAGUGUGCAUGAUGUAGUUGCAGAAUAAGAUGGUACAACAAGAACAAAUCCUACAAUCAUGAAGUAACAGUGUUAUCUUAACUUUAGAGUAGGUGACUAGGAUUUGUCUGGUUUGUUUGAGAUCAUAGAUUUUUUUUUAUUUGGUGAAAUUGACUGAGAAUUGAUUAUAAUCAGGCAAAUGUUGGUCAGGAUUGGCGAGACCAUAAAGGAAUUUAGCAUUGUUGACCAAUAUUUAAAUCAUUAGGAUUGUGCCAGAAAUUGAUCUAAAUCAGUUAAAGAUCAGCUGUAACUGAUUGAAUUGGUUGAAUCGAUCUAGGAUUAGCCUAUUUCUUUUUAUCAAUUUUUUACAUAUCAUUGCCAAAAUUCCAUUUUGUGAUAAUUUUAGGAUUUCACUCAGCUAAUUUCAUAAGCUACUGUAUUUAUAUGAUAUUGCCAAGAAGCGGGAGAUGAUCAUGCUUUUGACAUGGUGGUCAUGGAGGCACAUCUUUUUCCAAUAGCUUGGUGAUAACUGGAAGUUGCACAAGAGGAAUAGUUGUUCAGAGGAGAGAACAUCACACAUAAAAGGCCACUGGAGUAGUUGAAUGGUGGGGACAUUCUAUAGGGUUGGAGAAACGAUGAAGGAUGACAGAAUGAGACGGUGAGGACGAUAAGGUUAGUGGCAUUGAGGAUUUGGGUAUUAGCUUUACUCUUUCUUAGUAUCAGUGGCCACACACUCAGUGUCUCAGUUCUCAAAGCCUGGAAAUCAUUUGGAGGUUCAAGGCUGUCCUCCAUUUGCUUGAAUUUUCUGUGAGUGGAGGAGGCUUCUGGGUGAUUUCUGCGUGUCUCAUUUGUAGGAAAUAGAGGGUGACUGUUACUGCAGGUGCCUUGGAGUGCCAGCAGUGGUGUGGUUGAGCCAGCUGACACCUUAGUACUUGGCCUUGGUCAGCCAAGGUCGAUGGGCAGCCGGAUUUAAUAAUUAAAGCUGAUACCAUCAGAGAUUUGAGUAUUUGACACUGAUUACUUCUUGCAUCAAGUGUUGCAUUUUGACUUCACAAACAUUGAUUGAGCGCGAGAGGGAGAUGCAAUUCCUUCUGUCAAAAUAGAAAGAUGUUCUAAUCACCAGAGAUGAGAGGAUCAUUUGGUGCAGUUAUUCUCACAGGUUAUGGCAUGGUUACUUUCUUUCUACCACAACAGUUGUUCGUCCCGGUUGGAGCGCGUGAGCUUGAUCCCAAGAACUAGCCUGGAUUGAUGUCAACAGGGUUUGCGUAGCUUCACUUGAGGUGUACACGGAGGGACAAAUUUGAAGACCACAAGUCGGUCUUUAAAGAAGAGAGGAAAAUAUCAGGGCUAUUAUUCAUGGGUUUGUGGAAGAAUUUUAUGUUUGGAAGAUUGACAAGUAAAAGCAGGCUACCAAUAUGGACCAGUGCUGCAGGGCUUCCACAGUCUUUGGCAGAAGCUGUGCGCGAAGAGGAGACUUGCUCUCUCCGUUUGCCUAUGGCCGCCACCAAAGCAUCAGCCAUCUUUCCUCUGCUGCUGCUACUGCCACUGCUGCAUCUCCUCUCUUCUGGAUUCGCAGCUGCAGGACAACAAGAUUGCCCUCCAUUCUCCUGUGGGCAGCUCCGGGACGUCAAAUACCCUUUCCGUCGCAAAGAUGAUCCAACUAUCUGCGGGAACACAACCUACCAACUCAGCUGCGACGCCAACAGAUCUACCAUCAGGAUUGGCUCUGCGGACUACUUCGUCACUCAGAUAUCGUACCUAUCGUCCUAUUUUACUUGGAUCCGGCUGGUGGAUCCUAACCUCGCCAAUGGAAGUUGUGGUCUCCCUGCCCAACCUUUAUCGCCCACCAACUUGUCGACCGCGGGACUCUCUUGCGGUGCAUAUUACUGGGCCAGUUUCGUGAAUUGCAGCGAGACGAUCCAGAACGACACACGGUAUCACCGCCUUUCAUGUCUGAGCCGCAACGACACGCUUGUCUAUGUCAUCGUUGCCCCAGAAGCAGAUGAACUGGGCUACCUUCAUCCGUGGUGCGAGUAUCUAUCAAUGAUUCCGGUCGCUUAUGAUGCAUCUUUGUUCGACGAUCCACCGAGUUCAGCGAUCGACGCAUUCAGCAUCCUGCAGAAGGGGUUCGAUUGUUAUAUUCCUGGAAGACGUGGUGCGAUUAACUGGAAAUAUUUGAUGAUAAGACUCAGUCAGAUUAUACUGCUCUUGAUAGUGCCGUUCAUGGUAGGCCGGUUAGUGAUCGCGCCGAUCAUAGUCUGUGUCUUCUUUGCUCACAAACUGUGGGUCAGCCGAGCCUCCGUGGACACCGUGGAGAAGUUCCUCCGCGCUCAGCAAACGCUGACGCCCACCAGGUACGGCUACACCGACAUCGUAGCCAUCACCCGGCACUUCAGGCAGAAGCUGGGCCAGGGAGGGUUCGGAUCCGUGUUCAAGGGCGAGCUCGCCGGUGGCCUUCUCGUGGCCGUCAAACUGCUCGGCAACUCCAAAUGCAACGGCGACGAGUUCAUCAGCGAAGUCUCCACCAUCGGCAGGAUCCACCAUGUGAAUGUGGUGAGGCUGGUCGGCUACUGCGCCGAGGGAUCCAAGCGGGCGCUCGUCUACGAAUACAUGCCCAAUGGCUCCCUCGACAGGUACAUCUUCGCUUCCAAACCAACCACGGCCCGCACUUUUACCUCGGAAAAGCUCAUCGACAUAGCCAUGGGCGUCGCCCGCGGCAUCCACUACUUGCAUCGAGGGUGUGACAUGCAGAUUCUGCACUUCGACAUCAAGCCUCAUAACAUUCUCCUCGACCGCAACUUCACGCCCAAGAUUUCUGAUUUCGGACUCGCAAAACUGUAUCCCAAGGGCAACAGUCUGGUGUCAGUCAGUGCCGCAAGGGGGACGGUGGGAUACAUAGCUCCCGAGUUGAUCUCCAGGAGCUUUGGAAUCAUAUCGCACAAAUCAGAUGUCUAUAGCUUUGGGAUGCUGCUGAUGGAGAUGGCAGGAAGGAGGAGGAACGUGGAUCCUCGUGCAGAGAAUUCGAGCCAGGUUUACUAUCCUUCGUGGAUAUACGAUAAGCUCGCUCGGCAGCAGGAGAUCCAAUUCGACGACACCUCGGAGAUAGAGGAGUUGGAGAAGAAGCUGGCGGUGGUUGGAUUGUGGUGCAUCCAAAUAAAGCCAUCGGAGAGACCGACAAUGGCAAAGGUGCUGGAAAUGCUGGAAGCUGAUGCGAGCAGCCUACCGAUGCCCCCGAAACCCUUCUUUUCCUCCGUGGAUUCCACUUCAGAAACAAAGACUUGCUUGAUUUCAUCUUCCGCUGAGCUAUCCAUCAUCUCGGAAUGAAAAAUCAUUGUUCAAAAUAGUAGAAACAAGCGAUUGGAAUGGUGCACUACAAUAAAGAAUCCGAGAAGAGGUAACACGCCAUGAAGGUGGAUCAGUCGACGAGUCCUGUUUAGUUCGUCUAAUCUACUUAUGAAGAACUCAGCUUUAGCCUGAAGACUACGAAAAUUAAUUGCCUGUUGUUUACUUCUCAUUUCUAUAUAGUUAUCAAUGCGGAGAAAUCAUUCUCUCUUCCGAUGUACUAUUUAGUCGCGUAACACUGGUAAUUUAGUCGUACUAGUUAGUUCUUCUGGUGCUAUAAUUGCUUGUCUUUGAACACUAUAUUGCUUAUCCUUUCCCUGCCAAGAACAGAGCUAUCAUUAUAAUUUCUUGUCUUCGAACACUGCAAUGCUCAGCCUUU